Molecule: messenger RNA, 1072 nt
Organism: Adelges cooleyi (spruce gall adelgid)
Lineage: Eukaryota; Metazoa; Arthropoda; Insecta; Hemiptera; Adelgidae
Product: tetraspanin-3-like
Exons: 5
Coding region: 126-833 (235 amino acids)
Cellular component (GO): membrane
Source: RefSeq, a predicted model, not a curated record
CAUUAGUCAUUACACAGUACACUAUUCCCUAUAGCCACUAGCCAGUCGCGUACAUGUCAUAGUAUUCUACUUACUCUACUGGUUUCUGUUGCCGAAAGUCCAAGUUUUAAAUAAAAUACCCGAUCAUGUCGUUUUACAUGUACGUCAGUAAGUACAUUUUGUACGUGUACAGUUUGAUGUAUCUGAUUUCGGCUAUAUUCUUCAUUAGCAUUGCCGUCUUCAUCAAUAGUAAUCAUAACCGGACCAGCGAUAUUGAUGAGGAUCUAAACAAUGUGACUCGAACAUUAAUUGUCGUUGGACUGUUUUUACUCGCUAUAGCCGUUAUAGGUGUAUGCGGCAAUUUCAAAAGGAGCACGCGCCUCUUGUCUAUUUAUGCCACAUUGCUCGCGGUCGUCGUAGCUACAAUAUUUAUUUUGUCAGGAUCCGCCUAUGUUAUGCACAAAGAAAUAGAAGAGUAUGGCAUGAAAGUCAUGAACCAGACCAUGAUCAAGUAUAAUCAGACCGGCGAAGACUUCUGGACUAUUUCUUGGGAUUACAUUCAAAAAGAUAGACUGUGUUGUGGUGUUAAUUCAUCCGAGGAUUGGACCAUAGUAACCCAUAGCGAACAACUACCGUUAUCAUGUUGCUUUAACUGGCCAAAUGGCCAAAACCCAUGCAUAGCACAUGACGCAUUUCAUAAGGGCUGCCAUAAAUCAAUGGUCGACUUUUUUAAGUUUAACAGGAGAGAGGAUAUUAUUACGACCGAAAUUCAAUUUGCCACAGUUCAAGUAUUGGUUAUUUUGGUGACAUGCUACCGUCGACAUACAUUAAGGAACGAGUAUAAAACGCUCUGAAGAGCGUUAAAACUAUACAUUUUCAUUUCUAACAUACGCACAAUAAUUUUAUUGAAUUGAAUUCAUCACAAUAUAAUAAUCCAAAUGUGUUAUAGUUACUAUUUUAUUAUUUUACACUGUUGCUUACCAAAUGUUAAACACAAAAAAAAAUAUUUAUAUUUGUUAAAACAAUUAUAUUAUGAAUUUUGUAUAAUAUAUAUUACAUUCUAUUGUUACUAACAUCAAACCUUAUGUGCAAU